GCGGCGCCGGGUGUGUGUCGGUGCCUCCCGCCAGCUGCAGCCAGAGGUGCCGAGCGCAGCCGAGCCCCGGCCCCAGCUGCCGCGGACGGACCGGGCCGAACCGAACCGAAGCGGGCCGGGCCGGGCAGAGCCGAGCCGGCGGCCGGCAGCCCCGCGCAGAGCAUGGCCGAGCCGCCGGCGGCGCCGGGCCCCGAGGGCGAGGAGGGCCCGGUGCGCUUCGCCCGCAAGGGCGCCCUGCGGCAGAAGAACGUGCACGAGGUGAAGAACCACAAGUUCACGGCGCGCUUCUUCAAGCAGCCCACCUUCUGCAGCCACUGCACCGACUUCAUCUGGGGCUUCGGCAAGCAGGGCUUCCAGUGUCAAGUUUGCUGCUUCGUCGUGCACAAGCGGUGCCAUGAGUUCGUUACCUUCUCCUGCCCCGGUGCUGAUAAAGGCCCUGCCUCGGAUGAUCCCCGGAGCAAACACAAAUUUAAAAUCCACACGUACUCCAGCCCCACCUUCUGUGACCACUGCGGGUCGUUGCUGUACGGGCUUAUUCACCAGGGGAUGAAAUGUGACACCUGUAUGAUGAACGUGCACAAGCGCUGCGUGAUGAACGUCCCCAGUCUGUGCGGGACGGACCACACCGAGCGUCGGGGACGGAUAUACAUCAGGGCUGACAUCGAGAAGGAUGUGCUCACCGUCGUAGUAAGAGAUGCUAAAAACCUAGUUCCUAUGGAUCCCAAUGGCUUGUCAGAUCCCUACGUGAAGCUUAAACUAAUCCCUGACCCCAAAAACGAAAGCAAGCAGAAGACCAAAACUAUCAAGUGCUCCCUGAAUCCUGAGUGGAACGAGACAUUUAAAUUCCAACUGAAAGAGGCGGACAAAGACAGGCGGUUGUCUGUGGAGAUUUGGGACUGGGAUCUGACCAGCAGGAAUGACUUCAUGGGCUCCUUGUCCUUCGGGAUUUCUGAGCUGCAGAAGUCGGGAGUCGAUGGAUGGUUUAAGCUGCUGAGCCAGGAGGAGGGGGAGUAUUUCAACGUCCCGGUGCCUCCUGAGGGAGAAGAAGGAAAUGAGGAACUGAGGCAGAAAUUUGAGAGAGCCAAGAUUGGAACAGGGUCCAAGGCUGCGGAUGAGAAGACGACAAAUGCCAUUUCUAAGUUCGACAACAACGGGAGCAGAGAUCGGAUGAAACUUUCAGAUUUCAAUUUCCUGAUGGUGCUGGGAAAAGGAAGCUUUGGGAAGGUGAUGCUGGCGGAGAGGAAGGGCACGGACGAGCUCUACGCCGUUAAGAUCUUGAAGAAGGACGUCGUUAUCCAGGACGAUGACGUAGAGUGCACGAUGGUUGAAAAACGUGUCCUGGCUCUCUCCGGGAAGCCUCCGUUCCUGACCCAGCUCCACUCCUGCUUUCAGACGAUGGAUCGCUUGUAUUUUGUGAUGGAAUACGUGAAUGGUGGGGACUUAAUGUACCAGAUCCAGCAGGUUGGGAGAUUUAAAGAGCCACACGCUGUGUUCUACGCAGCAGAAAUAGCCAUCGGCCUCUUCUUCCUGCAGAGCAAAGGCAUCAUUUAUCGAGACCUAAAGCUGGACAACGUGAUGCUGGAUAGCGAGGGGCACAUAAAGAUUGCAGACUUCGGGAUGUGCAAGGAGAACAUCUGGGACGGGGUGACUACCAAGACCUUCUGCGGCACUCCAGACUACAUUGCACCCGAGAUAAUUGCUUAUCAGCCCUAUGGGAAGUCCGUGGAUUGGUGGGCAUUUGGAGUCCUGCUCUAUGAAAUGUUAGCUGGCCAGGCUCCCUUUGAGGGAGAAGAUGAGGACGAGCUCUUCCAGUCCAUCAUGGAGCACAACGUAGCCUACCCCAAGUCCAUGUCCAAGGAGGCAGUGGCGAUCUGCAAAGGGCUGAUGACCAAGCACCCUGCCAAGCGACUGGGAUGUGGUCCAGAAGGGGAGCGGGACAUCAAGGAGCACGCAUUCUUCCGCUACAUCGACUGGGAUAAGCUGGAGCGCAAGGAGAUCCAGCCUCCCUUCAAGCCAAAGGCUAAGGACAAACGAGACACUUCCAACUUCGACAAAGAGUUCACCCGGCAGCCGGUGGAGCUCACGCCCACGGACAAACUCUUCAUCAUGAACUUGGACCAGAACGAGUUUGCUGGAUUCUCCUACACUAACCCCGAGUUUGUCAUUAACGUGUAGUCGCGGCGCAGCCGCCGCCCGCCCUCUCCUCGCAGUCCGAAACUCCAGAUCGCCUUGUACAUACCGACACUAGUCUUCCGGGAUUAGCAGUGCAGACAUACAUACCCUCAUGCGAAACACGCCGACCGCUUGUUUUAGGAGGCCUUUCUAUGUCUGUGUCACUUGCUAGCUUGGUUUCCCUAGCUGGAGAUGUUUGGGGUUCGAGUUAACAGUCAGUAAUGCUUCUAGAAACUAUAGUUGGUGGUGACUAAUAGAGUUUUUAAACAGAAAUAUACCAAAUUGCUACAGUCUUUGUAAUUUUUGAAAUCGGAUGCUGAGAUUCCAGUGACCCUAGCUACUCACAAAUCGUUUCUGUUGAAUGCUAAGCAUGGUUGAUAUCUUAAACCGUUGUGCUGAAGCUUGCGAUGACUGUGAGCUUGUCUUAGAGGAGCCUUUUGUUCAAGACAUGGAUACAUUUGAUCAGUGUGGAAAAGUCUGCUUAUAGACAUAUAUUUUUAAAUGCAUUGUAUAUACCGUCAGCCUGGCUCACCGAAGCCGUCUUCCUCCCUCGCCUCCCGCAAGCCUGCGCCUCGCCAUACGGCCUUUCCUACACUCAGGCAUUAAGACUCCAAAAGAAUUCCAUGCCAGUUCUUGUAAAUCAGAGCAAAUCUUUUUCUAAGUGAAAGGUGGGAUUUUUUUUUAACAUCUGGAACAGUUUGCAGUUUUGAUACACUCUGUCAGCACUCUCAUAAAUCUUUCUCCUGUUUUUUCACAGACACUGUUGAAAUUUAACAGCUCUGUAAAGGAUAUUAAUAUUCUACCAAAACAAAACACGUUUAUAUUCUCGGUUUACAAUUUACCAACUGAAAAUAUGCCCGCUACAAAAGGGCUGUACUGAGGGCUAUUUAUAAAGGCAACUUUUCUACUUUACACCCUCUGCUAUUAUCUUAAAGGCUCAAACCCCAUGAAUUUUACAGGCAUCUUGAUUUACCUGAUUUCAGCCAAAAUUCCUGGGGGUUUUAUUCAGUAAUCCAGGACCUUCUGCAUCGUUUUAAAAAUUCUGAAUUAGGAGAGACAAUUCCAGGAGCUGUUUGUAAGGCAGAGCCACGCCGUGUGUGCAGCAGCGGUGCCAUGCGGGAGGGCAGGGGCAGGCAGGGGCUGCCCGUCGCUGGCCGGGUGGCAACUCUCACUCACUGUUGGGUUCGCAGCAGGGUGAGCCCCGAGUGUGAGCAUCCUUUGAGUCACUGGCUGUUAUCCCUCUCUUAUUACACAUUAGGUUGGUGGGUUUGCAAAAAAACCCCCCAUACGUAUAUUUUCUGAACCACUACCAAUUCUAAUGUAAAUACACAUUACUCCAUGCCUAUAGGGGAAAAUGGGGGUGGGAUUUUAUGAAUCACGAGGAAUCCUAUAAAGGAAAUUCUGGUUUGUAGAUCUUUUAUAAACAUCAAACUCUACCUUUUGAAAUUAUUUUCUUCCUUUAAUGGUUCAUUGGGGAAAAAAGGCUGCUAGAAGCUAAAGCUGAUGUCCCACCUGCCGGGGAGCAGCCGGCCGGGUGUCCUCCCCCCGUGAUUAAAUUGCAGGCAGGCAGUGCCCCAUGCAUGCUGGGGACGUGAGCUGCAAGUCCAUGGUCUUGGGUACUGACCUGGGCUGGAGGAAACAAAACAAAAACCCAGAAAAACUGCAAAUUGUGCCAGAUUGAUGAGAGGGUUUAUGAGACACUCUGCAUCAGACAAAGCCCAGGGAAGCCUCACCCGCGGGCUGGUUUCUGGUGAGGGUUCUCGUAACUCCACGUUUCAGAAGACGUCUCGCCAUCCUCUGCAGACCAGGGUCGAUGUUCAGAGCAUGUACGUUACUGUAACUUUCAAACCUGUCGCUGCAGAAUUAGUAUUACUUCAGUGGUGAAUGUUUUUCAUUUCCGUAUCCUCGGCUCUGAAGCCGUUCCCAGGGUCUGUGCAGGAUGCUGCUGUAGGGUCUCCUGUGCCGAGGGGCACCCCGGGGCCGUGGUUACACGCAGGGGCUGCUGGGGGGUAGGGGGGAGUUACGUCUUUUCUGUUUGGGACUUCUGUGUAUGUGUUGGGGUGACACCCCUGCAUGGAGCAGGCGUUGCUGAACUGCCGAGCGAGCCGGGCAGCCUCGGACGGGGCCCGCGGGGAAGCCGGGCCGGCAGCCGGCCAUGCUCGGCUGUGCCGUCAGGCAGCUUCGGUGUCAUCUUCGGGAUCUGCAGGGUUAAGAUCCAUGCUCCAGGGAGAGCUUAGAAAAGGCUAGGUCCUGUCUGCAGAGCUCGUACCUUGAGUAUUUCUGAUGUUGUCCGUUCUGCUACUUGCCAAACUCUUAUUUCAAGGUUUAUUUCCAGGUGACCUGUUUCUUCUGUGGAGAAAUGUAAAAUGGGAUAUGCCUGGCCCUGCACAGGCGUUGAGAUUUGUACAAACUCUUCCAAGGAAGGGCAGAGCAACAGCAGUUGACUCACUGUUUGCUGUAAUUUGAUGAUUUAAUCUUCACUAUUGGAUGGGGAAAGCAGCGCUUCAGGAAGAUGCUCAGAGCUGAGGGGCUUCAGGAGAGCCCUGUUAGUCAGUCCCCAGGUGCUCUGAUGCAAGGAUAAAGCCCAGUAAAGCGAUACUGGAGCAUGCUGCCAGCACGCUUGCACCCACUGUGCAGCAGGGCAGUGCCGGGGGGGACAAGGGAACAGGGUGAGCGAGCAGCAGGUGAGACAGGAGAAGGGUGCUCUGGGGGACAGAGGAGGCAUCUCAGCCUGCAGAUGCAGAGGAGAGAAAAAUCCCCAGGGGCUUGCAGGGUGCACCCUGACCGCUCGACUGCGUGCUGGAGGGGGUUUGGGGGCAAGUCCGGUGUCCUACACUGAGCAGCCUGGCUGCAGUGGGAUGGGCCGUGGGGUCCGGCGGUGGCAGGGUGGGAGCCAGAGCCCCGCACCUCCCCAGGUGAGGCAGGAGGAGGGAGGCAGGACAUCCACUCACCCCACCUGCCCAGGAUGGCAACUCCUGACUCUUUCUCCCGAGCUGGAUUAUACCUGAACGCUGCAGGUAAGUGGGGUUCAGGCUCCUCAGGUGGUUCCCUGGGGGGCAGGAUGGAUUAGGCAGUGUGUCCCCCCCCCCGGGGCGGUGUUGGCCCCUUUGCUGCUGGUCGGCGGCUGCAGCCGGGGCUGCGGCGGCUGCUCCGGGCAGCAGAACCUGGACGGCUCCUGCACCCAGCCGGGGGGCUGGGCAGCAGCGCGGGCUUUGCGAAGGAGACCGCGUGCUGUGUGGACACACGGGGCAGGAGGGCUGAGGCUCGUAGAGGCGAAGAAGUAACGGCUUGCGUUUACCCACUGGCUAAGGAUUUUGUUCCCAGUGCUGACAUUUGGAAAUACACCAGGAUACCUUGGUGCAGGACCAGAUUCCCAUUCCUGUCUGCAGGGAUGUUAGGGCUGCAAAUGCCGGUGCUCCCUGGGCGUGCCCUAGUCUUUCACUUGGACAUUUUGCCAAAGAAAAGGAGAGAGGACUGCGGCUGUUUGUCCGUGUUCCUGGUGUAAAGCACAGCCCGGCUUGAGCUGGGGAGCGGUGGCGAGGCUGCCGGGUGCCCGCAGCGGCGGAGCGCCGCUGGAGAGCUUGCAUGGCACACGGGGACAGCGGAAUAGCGGAGGGAGUAGAGGAGAGCCUGAGCAGGGACCUGCCCGAGGUCAGGGGCAGAGCCAGGGCUGGCUGCUGGGCUCAGCCUGAGGAAUCGCCUGGUCCGGGCGGUCUGCAGGACACUGCUGAGGGCUGUGGGCAGGCGCGGGGGGGGUUGGAAGCCCCGAUCCUCUCCGACUCUGCUGUCCUGCAGCUGCACAUGGCUGUUUGGGAUACAGCUGGUCCCAACCCAGCUGUCACACAGCAGUUCAGGGCGAGUCUGCACAGCCCAAACGUAGCUGCUCUCCAGCCAGUGCGUGCUGAGGGACUGCCCCAGUGCGGUGCCAUUUGCACGUGGCGAUGGGGACCUGCUGCUGCUGCUCUUAUCUCCCCUGGCUGGACAUCUGCGCAGCCUUCUCUUGAUGAAAGAGCCAUCACCAAAGGAGUUAUUGAUCCAUUUAAUAAAUAAAUGCAAGUUUGCAUAGCGGCCAACCCGUAUAGGUAGACUCAAAGAUAGGAAGAUGAGCGAGCACUCUGGGCAGUAGGUAUGCUCUGAUGAUUGUGAAUCCUGGGAGCUCUAAUACAAGUGAAGAACUAGGGUGGUUUCCAGCGCAGAGUGCAAGGAUCUAGCUGUUCAAAAGGUAGGGCUUAACAUCUGGAGUGUGGAACUAACUCAUACUAAGUGCUGCGGCUUCUCUGCUUUUGCAGAAGCAGAUGAGCCACUGAGCCUGCAACAGCAAAAGAAGCAACAAGCAUCUUGCUCCAUGCAUGGCAGUGUUAUCCAAGCUGUUUAUUUCUGAUCACGUUCAAAGUGGCAAUUAAGGAAAAAAAAAAAAAAAAGAAAAUGUUUAUUGUUGAACAGUUUGUGUUUGUGAAUUUGAUUUCACCUGCAAGUAUUUGAUGACUUUUCUACAUCCUAGACUACCUGCUGUGUGUUGUCAGAAAUUCUCAUAAAGACCUCCUUUUAGAUGGGCAUAUACUCUUUAUUCUAUUUGCUGCAUGUAUGAAAAAAUAAAAUAUAUAAUUUUAAAGAAA
Aquila chrysaetos chrysaetos is the source of this 6788-nucleotide messenger RNA. It is a transcript of the gene PRKCB, whose product is annotated as protein kinase C beta. The record is from RefSeq and is a predicted model, not a curated record. The transcript has 17 exons. Lineage: Eukaryota; Metazoa; Chordata; Aves; Accipitriformes; Accipitridae. Gene Ontology annotation, molecular function: diacylglycerol-dependent serine/threonine kinase activity; ATP binding; zinc ion binding. Gene Ontology annotation, biological process: protein phosphorylation. Bases 163 to 2175 code for a protein of 670 amino acids.